Messenger RNA from Nematolebias whitei (Rio pearlfish), 2742 nucleotides. Its product is annotated as protocadherin alpha-C2-like. Gene Ontology annotation, cellular component: plasma membrane. Bases 216 to 2642 code for a protein of 808 amino acids. The transcript is spliced from 3 exons. Gene Ontology annotation, molecular function: calcium ion binding. The record is from RefSeq and is a predicted model, not a curated record. Gene Ontology annotation, biological process: homophilic cell-cell adhesion. Lineage: Eukaryota; Metazoa; Chordata; Actinopteri; Cyprinodontiformes; Rivulidae.
AGACGCUUUGUCCGCCCCUGCUCCCGCUGUCAGAGCUCCUCCAGCAGCUCUUCGCCUCAGAUGGCCUGCUGCUGCAGCUCCUGCUACAACUCGUGGAGGCGAGAAUGACCCCGGGGUUCCCUCCCAUCGAGACACCCUGACCAUAAGAACGGAUUUGAGUCGCUUUUGUUUUAGUUUUUUUUUUUUUUUUUUUUUUUUUAAGAACCACUGCAAUAAUGGCGCUCCGUUGUGCGCCUGUGUGCACGCGGCUGGUCGCGGCUGUUUUCACGUUCGCUGCACUGUGGGGAUGUGCGCUCUCCAUCAACCGCUACUCGGUACCGGAGGAAAUGGAAGCGGGCUCCUUUGUUGCCAAUCUAGCCACAGAUCUGGGUCUGGACGUUCGCAGUCUGGAGGAGCGCAACGCCAAGCUCGAUGCCAUCCACAGCAAAAAUUACCUUGACAUCAACAAAGACACGGGAGAGCUGGUCAUCCGCGAAAAGAUAGACCGGGAGAGCAUAUGCAUGACUAAAACAACCUCGUGCUUUCUGAAAAUGGACGUGAUACUUGCAAACCCCGUGCGCAUCUUUAACAUCGAGCUGGAAAUCAUGGACAUCAAUGACAACGCUCCAGUGUUUCGCAGGAAGACAAUGCACUUGGACGUUUUGGAGGCAACCCCUCCCGGUGAGAGAUUCUCCUUAACUAACGCCGUGGAUGCAGAUGUGGGGGCGAAUUCCAUCAAGACCUACUACCUGAGUGAAAGCAAAUACUUCAACAUUGAUAUACAAACAGGCAGCGAUGGCUCCAAAUAUGUUGAUUUAGUGCUAAGUGGUCAACUAGACAGAGAGAAGCAAGCAGUCCACAAUUUGAUUUUAACAGCUGUGGAUGGGGGUGUUCCUCCCCGCUCUGGCACAGCUAGCAUCAUAAUUAACGUCUUGGACAUUAAUGAUAACGCCCCCUCUUUCAGCCAGCCAGUGUUUACAGUCAGUGUUUCAGAGAACUCCGCAGUAGGCACGGUGGUUAUGACCUUAAACGCAACAGAUUUAGAUGAAGACACUAACGCCCAGCUGAUAUAUUCGUACACGCUUUACACCUCAGAGAAAACGCAGGAGCUCUUCUCUCUUGACCCAAACUCGGGUGAGAUCAAAGUGAAGGGUGUGAUCGAUUAUGAGGAGAGUCAAAGUUUUGAGAUGCACAUCCAGGCUCAGGACAGAGGGACGAACCCCCUGUCAGGACACUGCAAAGUGAUGGUUUUUGUCACAGACCUGAACGACAACUACCCCGAGGUGACCAUUAAGUCCCUGAAAAGAGCAGUGGCUGAGGAUGUCUCUGUGGGGACGCUGAUUGCCGUGGUCAGCGUCAGCGACCGGGACUCUGGAGGCAACGGGGAAGUGGACCUCACACUGAACCAGCAAGAACCCUUACCGUUCCUCCUGAAUAAAUCCUCAGAGGGCUACUUUGAGCUGCUGGUGUCAAAGGCGCUGGACAGGGAGAUAAAAAGCAAGUAUGACAUCACACUAUUAGUGGCAGACAGAGGGUCGCCCCCCUUAUUUGAAAACGAGACCAUCAUCUUGGAGAUUCUGGAUGUAAAUGAUAAUGCACCCACGUUCUCCCAGUCCUUCUACACAAUCCAUGUUGUGGAGAACAAUCCACCUGGGGCGCUGCUGACAUCUCUAAGUGCAUUUGACCCAGAUCUCAAUGAGAACCAGUAUUUGGUUUAUUUCAUAAUGGAGAAAGAGAUUGUUAACACGUCCAUGUCAAUGCUCUUUUCCAUUAAUCCCGAGAACGGGGAUCUUUAUGCCCUCAAGACGUUUGACUACGAGAGAGAGAGGGAUUUCCUGUUCCACAUUGAGGCGAGAGACUCUGGAGUUCCCCCACUGUGCAGCAAUGUGACGGUUCAUAUCAUCAUUCUGGACCAAAAUGACAACACGCCUCUCAUUGUGUCACCUUGGCGGGCGCAUGGUUCUGUCAUUGAAGAGGUGAUACCGCGGUCCACGGAAAAAGGACACUUGGUGGCCAAAGUAGUCGCCAUUGAUGCAGACUCUGAGCAGAACUCCAGGGUCACAUACCAGCUCCUGCAGAUCAGCGACUCAACACUCUUCAGUCUGGAUCAGUACAAUGGCGAGAUUCGAACUACAAGGAUGUUUAGUCACAGAGACCCGAGACAGCAGAGACUGGUAGUUAUUGCCAAAGACAAUGGUGACCCUGCUCUCUCUGCCACAGUCACCAUCAAGAUUUCAACAGUGGAACACGCCAUGACCUUCUUAGAGACUACCGAGUUGCCACUAGAGUUUGAAGUCUUCACAAACCUAAACCUAUACCUGGUGAUCGGUUUAGGAGCUGUGUCCUUUUUGCUGCUGAUAACCAUCUUGGUUAUAAUUGUGCUCAAGUGUCAAAAACCAAAGCCCAAGGCCAUCAAGAUCCCUCCAGCCAAUAGAAACAGUAUGAUCAGCCAGAGGAGCUCCACCAUCGCAGAUUCCACCCUGAUAUCCAGUGAUGCUUACUGGUACAGCCUGUUUCUUGCAGAAACCAGGAAGGGUAAAGUGGUUGUGAGACAGCCCAUAAUUCCCAAAGGAGCUGGCUACUUCGUGUCCAGUAUACCCAGGAGCAUAGGCCCAAGUGAAACCACAGACUCCAGAGCGUCCACACUGGAGUUUCCAAAAUGAAAGGAAGUCCAUUCUACAACUGGAGCAGGAUCCCCGGAGAGAGCGGCGGUGAUCUUAUCUUUCAUGGGAGUCUAAAGAUGAACCGUUCCUGUGACUCACA